Phyllostomus discolor (pale spear-nosed bat) is the source of this 1606-nucleotide messenger RNA. Its product is annotated as asialoglycoprotein receptor 2. The record is from RefSeq and is a predicted model, not a curated record. Gene Ontology annotation, cellular component: external side of plasma membrane. Gene Ontology annotation, molecular function: fucose binding; D-mannose binding. NCBI's taxonomy places the organism in Eukaryota, Metazoa, Chordata, Mammalia, Chiroptera, Phyllostomidae. The transcript is spliced from 9 exons. Bases 456 to 1364 code for a protein of 302 amino acids. Gene Ontology annotation, biological process: biological process involved in interspecies interaction between organisms.
CCCUUCCAAACUGUAUGAUGAAGAGUAAGGUGACUGGCUUAUGGGGGUGAAGGGGACAGACCAGGAGACCCUUUCUCUAGGAAGAACAGAGACAGUCCUGUCCCAGCCCCCACUAUGCUUUGCUCGAGUUCCGACUCCGUUUCCAUUCUGUUUACUGUCCAAAGUCCUGGGGUCAGGAGAUGCCAGGAUAGAACCUCUUGGACGUUCAGACACAUGGGCUCAGGGCUGUCACCUGGACCAGCCCCCUCCCCUCCUCUUCUCGUCUAACACCACCUGCCCCACUUCUCCCAGGCUGCUUGAGGGACCCGGGAGUCAGCCCUUCACACCUUUAACAGUCCUAUCCUAAGCCUCCACCUGAACCAGCAUUUGAGCAGGAGCACCGGCCCUGAACUGAACCCCAGUCCUGAGAGCAGCCUUGACGGCAGCCCAGGCCCAGCUCCUGCCCUGGGCCCAGCAUGGCGAAGGACUUUCAGGACAUCCAGCAGCUGGAUUCUGAGGAGAAUGACCACCAGCUCGGUGGGGGUGAGGGGCCAGGCACCCGUAGGAGCAAUUCCAGGAGAGAAGAUGCAUUUUGGAAAGGGACGCCUCCACCCCAGCCCCUUCUGCUGCAGAGUCUCCACCCCAGGCCCUGGCUCAAUCUGCUGGUCCUGGGCUUCAACCUCCUGCUGCUGGUGGCCAUCUGUGUGAUUGGGUCCCAAAGAGCACAGAUGCAAGGGGAGUUUUGGACCCUAAAACAAGCUUUCAGCAACUUCUCUUCCAGCACCCUGGCAGAGAUCCAGGCUCUCAGCUUCCACGGAAGCAGCACUGGUGACAGAGUGACAGCUUUGGAAGCCAAGCUGGAGAAACAGAAGCAGGACUUGAAAGCAGAUCAUGACACCUUGCUCUUUCAUCUGAAGCACUUCCCAUUUGAUCUGCGCAUUCUGGCUUGCCAGUUGGCGUUCCUGCGAAGCAACGGCACAGAAUGCUGUCCCAUUAACUGGCUGGAGCAUGACGGCAGCUGCUACUGGUUCUCUCGCACUGGGCUGACCUGGCCUGAGGCUCAGAAGUUCUGCCAGCUGGAGAAUGCGCACCUGGUCGUCGUUAACUCCAGAGAGGAGCAGAAAUUCAUUGUACAGCACUCGCAACCCUUUCAUACCUGGAUAGGUCUCACUGAGACUGAUGGUUCCUGGAAAUGGGUGGAUGGCACAGACUACAGUAAUAGCUACAAGAACUGGAAUGUCGCUUGGCUAGAUAACUGGAGGGGGCACGAACAGGGUGGAAGCGAAGACUGUGCUGAAGUCCAAGCGGAUGGCCGCUGGUCCCACAAUUUCUGCCAGCAAGUGCAACGCUGGACAUGUGAGAUGAGACGGAACAUUACUGGCUAGGAGCCCUGCUCUCCAGCAGAUCUCUGUCUGUACCCCAUCCCUAUGCUGCCCCCAGCUUCUCUUCUGGGGAUUUUGAAGGUAGUCAGAGGCAUGGGGAGGAAUUGAGGGAAGAUAGAGUGGAAUGGUUUAAGAAUCUCAGACCCUGGGGAGGCAGAUCCCAGCCUCCUUCUGCUACUCACCGAGAUUAUAAUUUUCAGCCUCCUCAAUGCAGUAGGAGAAGAAGAAACAAAUACAUGAAACUC